GAGAAAGUUCACAUCAGUAGCGAAGUGUUGGUAGGUCACGCAGGGUGGAGGAGUGUGACUGAGCAAUUUUCAGGUUUGUCUCAGUUUUUUUUUAGUUCAGUAAAAUGCAGAGCUGUGCGAAGUCCUGGGCGGUUCUGACCCGCAGAGCGGUGAGCACGCGCGUGCACUACAGAAGCGCCUGUGGGAAGAGGAACGUGUUCCAGAAAACAAAAACAAAACUUUCCCAUGAGUCCGCACAUACCCGCGACCUGAGAACCUGUGCGGCUUUAGGCUCGAGGAUGAUUGACAGGAUCCUACCGAGACAUGAUGAUUUCGCUGAAAGACACAUUGGACCUGGUGAUAAAGAGAAGAGAGAGAUGCUCAACACUCUGCGGCUUGGGUCCAUGUCAGAGCUCAUAGAAAACACAAUCCCAUCAUCUAUUCGCCUGGAAAGGAAUCUGAAAAUGGACGACCCUGUGUGUGAAAAUGAAAUUCUUGAGUCCCUCCAAAAGAUUGCUUCUAAGAACAAGAUUUGGCGGUCCUACAUUGGAAUGGGCUAUUACAACUGCUCAGUGCCCCCUGCCAUACAGAGAAAUCUUCUGGAAAAUUCUGGAUGGGUGACCCAGUACACACCGUACCAGCCAGAAGUCUCACAGGGUCGUCUGGAGAGUUUGCUCAAUUACCAGACCAUGGUGUGUGACAUCACUGGUAUGGCAGUGGCCAAUGCGUCCCUGCUGGACGAAGGCACUGCUGCUGCUGAGGCCAUGCAGCUCUGCCACAGACAAAACAAGAGAAGGAUGUUCUACAUUGACCCCCGUUGUCAUCUACAGACCAUUGCAGUGGUUCAGACCAGAGCCAACUACAUUGGGGUGAAGACUGUGCUGAAGUUGCCCCAUGAGAUGGACUUCAGUGGAAACGAUGUGUGUGGGGUGCUCUUCCAGUACCCUGACACUGAAGGCAGGGUGGAAGACUUCUCUGAACUUGUGGAUCGGGCUCAUAAGGGUGGGGCUCUGGCUUGCUGCGCUACUGAUUUGCUGGCACUUUGUAUCUUGCGCCCGCCUGGUGAAUUCGGGGUGGACAUCGCUCUGGGUAGCUCCCAGCGCUUUGGAGUUCCUCUCUGCUAUGGCGGACCUCAUGCUGCCUUCUUCUCAGUCAAGGAGAACUUGGUCAGAAUGAUGCCAGGAAGGAUGGUUGGAGUCACAAGGGAUGCUGCUGGAAAAGAUGUAUAUCGUCUAGCUCUGCAGACCAGAGAGCAGCACAUCCGCCGAGACAAAGCCACAAGCAACAUUUGUACAGCUCAGGCUCUCUUGGCAAACAUGGCUGCUAUGUAUGCACUGUACCAUGGCUCACAAGGCUUGAGGCACAUUGCUGAAAGAACUCACAAAGCAACAAUGAUUCUCGCUGAGGGACUCAUCAGAGCUGGACACAAGCUCCAGAAUGAAACCUUUUUUGACACACUGAAGAUUCACUGUGGUGUUGCUGCCAAAGACGUCCUGGAGAAGGCUGCACAGCGCAAGAUCAACCUACGAAUCUACGGUGAAGGAAUGCUUGGAGUGUCUCUAGAUGAGACCAUUACAGAGAGGGACUUGGAUGACCUGCUCUGGGUGUUUGGAUGUGAAUCCUCUGCUGAACUUAUUGCUGAAAAAAUGAGUGAGAGAACCAAAGGCCUGCUAGCAAGUCCUUUCAAGAGGACCAGCAAGUUCCUCACCCACCCAGUGUUCAACAGUUAUCACUCAGAGACCAACAUUGUGCGCUAUAUGAAAAGAUUGGAGAAUAAAGACAUUUCUCUUGUACACAGUAUGAUUCCUUUGGGAUCCUGCACAAUGAAGCUGAACAGCUCGUCUGAACUCAUGCCAAUCACCUGGCGGGAGUUCGCUAACAUCCACCCCUUUGUGCCGCUGGAGCAGGCAGAGGGUUAUCAGCAGCUCUUCCAGCAACUAGAAAAGGAUCUUUGUGAGAUCACAGGAUAUGACAAGAUCUCCUUUCAACCAAACAGUGGUGCUCAGGGAGAGUAUGCUGGCCUGGCUGCUAUCAAAGCCUAUCUGAACUCCAAAGGAGAAUCCCACAGAAGUGUGUGUCUGAUUCCUAAGUCUGCUCAUGGAACCAACCCUGCCAGCGCUCAGAUGGCUGGCAUGAAAGUCCAGGUCGUGGAAGUGGACAAAGAUGGCAGCAUUGAUGUGGCUCACCUGAAGGCAAUGGUCGAUAAACACAAAGCAAACCUGGCUGCCAUAAUGAUCACAUAUCCCUCAACUAAUGGUGUGUUUGAGGAGAAUGUUAGUGAAGUGUGUGAGCUCAUUCACCAGAAUGGCGGACAGGUCUAUCUGGAUGGAGCUAACAUGAAUGCACAGGUGGGAUUGUGUCGGCCAGGAGAUUAUGGCUCGGAUGUUUCUCACCUGAAUCUUCAUAAAACCUUCUGCAUUCCUCACGGCGGUGGAGGCCCUGGAAUGGGCCCGAUUGGAGUGAAGGAGCAUCUUGCCCCAUUCCUGCCAAGCCACCCAGUGGUGAACAUGCAGUGUAGCAACACGAGUUCACUAGGCACCAUCAGUGCUGCCCCCUGGGGUUCUAGUGCCAUCCUGCCCAUCUCCUGGGCCUACAUAAAGAUGAUGGGUGCUAAUGGCCUAAGGCAUGCAACAGAGGUGGCCAUCCUUAAUGCCAACUAUAUGGCAAAGAGACUAGAAACCCAUUACAAGGUCCUCUUCAGGGGCUCUAAAGGUUUUGUUGCUCAUGAAUUUAUUUUGGAUGUUCGGCCGUUCAAAAAGACGGCCAACAUCGAGGCAGUGGACAUUGCCAAAAGACUACAGGAUUAUGGUUUCCAUGCUCCUACCAUGUCAUGGCCUGUGGCUGGAACACUGAUGAUUGAACCCACUGAGUCAGAGGACAAGGCCGAGCUGGACCGUUUCUGUGACUCCCUGCUGGCCAUUCGACAGGAAAUUGCAGAUAUUGAGUCAGGGAGAAUGGAUUCUAGAGUUAACCCAUUGAAGAUGGCUCCUCAUUCUCUGGCAUGCAUUGCCUCAAGCACGUGGGACAGACCCUACUCUAGGGAGUCUGCUGCUUUCCCCAUGCCUUUCGUGAGACCUGAAACCAAGUUUUGGCCCACAAUUUCGAGGAUUGAUGACAUCUAUGGCGACCAGCACCUCGUCUGCACCUGUCCCCCCAUGGAUAUCUAUGAAUCUCCAUAUGAGGAGUGCGCAUCCUCGUGACCACCUCCCAACAAACAUUCUUCACUCACCUUUCUCCAAAUAAUCCAUCUCCAUCACAUAGGAUACAUCGCUCCUUUUCAAUUGUAUGUUUAAUUUCACUUGGUGCCUUGUUUCUUGUUCUGCACAUUCUAUACUGCUCCCUUUAGGUCUACUAAAACAACUUACUCGAACUGAUUUAGUGAUCAUCUUGCACAGGUUUGUUAUAUAUUUUAUUCCAUGUAUAAAAAAAAUCUUUAAAAGUGUAAGGAUUUUGUUUUGGGUGUAUGUAGAUGUAACUUGAUGUCUCUGUUCUCCAUGUACACAUUGAUUUUUUUUUUUUAAA
Molecule: messenger RNA, 3501 nt
Organism: Pangasianodon hypophthalmus (striped catfish)
Lineage: Eukaryota; Metazoa; Chordata; Actinopteri; Siluriformes; Pangasiidae
Gene: gldc
Product: glycine dehydrogenase (decarboxylating)
Exons: 25
Coding region: 105-3179 (1024 amino acids)
Biological process (GO): glycine decarboxylation via glycine cleavage system
Cellular component (GO): glycine cleavage complex; mitochondrion
Molecular function (GO): pyridoxal phosphate binding; glycine dehydrogenase (decarboxylating) activity; glycine binding
Source: RefSeq, a predicted model, not a curated record